Carya illinoinensis is the source of this 711-nucleotide messenger RNA. RefSeq names its product cucumber peeling cupredoxin-like. The transcript has 2 exons. The record is from RefSeq and is a predicted model, not a curated record. NCBI's taxonomy places the organism in Eukaryota, Viridiplantae, Streptophyta, Magnoliopsida, Fagales, Juglandaceae. The coding region runs from base 1 to 711 and encodes 236 amino acids. Gene Ontology annotation, molecular function: electron transfer activity. Gene Ontology annotation, cellular component: plasma membrane.
AUGGUGGCGGCAUUGGCAUGUUGGUGGGUUCAGUUCUUUUGUUUGACUUCGGGUUGCUCCCCUGCAGCUGGUUGCCCAUCAGCAUGCAGCGCAACUAGCGUGCGAUAUUACCAAGUUGGCUCUGUCUGGUCCAUUCCACCAUCCCCAAGUUAUUACGCCAACUGGUCCUCCUCCAAUUUCUUCCGCACCGUAGACUUUCUCAGUUUUAAUUUCCAAACGGGAGAAAACGAUGUGAUUCAUGUGUCAAGACACGAGUACGAGAGUUGUACAGCCUGCAACCCCUUUAAGGUCAUGAACUUUGGUCCGGCAAACUUUCCACUCACCGAGCAAGGUGUCUUCUAUUUUAUCAGCAACUUCUCGAACUACUGCGCGCUUGGGCUGAAGGUUUCGGUCAAGGUGCACGGGUGCUCCUCCAUUAACGGAUCUCAGUAUGCUCCAUCACCAUCACCUUCUUCGCUUCCUGCUCCUCCAUCUCCAUCGCCUUCACGGCCAGCUCCUCCACGUGCGAGGGAUGGAUCUAACAAGCCUCCAGUUCCAAGCCCGGCGCCAUCGCCUAAUUAUGGCUAUCCUCCAGAAGUUGGUGCUUCUAGUACUGAUCAUGACAAGUCUAUGGCAACAUUGGAGCGUGGAAGGUUCGGCGUGGGUUCUUUUGGAAUUCUCUUUCGCUUGGCUUUUGAAAUUUGUUUGGCGGGAUUUGUCAUUCUUGGAUGA